This is a messenger RNA of Myiozetetes cayanensis, 1950 nucleotides long. RefSeq lists its product as uncharacterized. NCBI's taxonomy places the organism in Eukaryota, Metazoa, Chordata, Aves, Passeriformes, Tyrannidae. The transcript is spliced from 2 exons. The coding region runs from base 309 to 1016 and encodes 235 amino acids. The record is from RefSeq and is a predicted model, not a curated record.
CACCUGAACCCUUUGCGUUCGUGCUGAAGAUUUACCGACUUUCCGCGAGGAGCUCUCAGAGGAUAAAAGCAGCAUUAAUGGCUGGGGGUUUCAGACCUCAGAGGAAGCAUCACCUGCCUGUGACCUGAAGAACCCGGUUCAGCAAGAGCUGCACUGCUCAGGGCUGUGUCCUGCCUGCUGUGCCUGCUGCCACUCAGCACUGCAGCUUGCCCAGGGACUCGCUAGUAGAGGAUGCAGUAGAGGAAAAGCAGGAGAGAGAGUUUUUCCGGAACACACCUCACUUCCGAACUGCUCUGAGCCGUGCUGACAUGGAGGGACCUGCCUCGGUGCUGUGCCUGAGGACUUGCUGCAUAAAACACUGCAGUCCACUCCGUGUCACCGAAAACCCGCCCGAGCUGGGGCAGUCCCAGCUCUCCAGGAGCUGCAGUUGCUCUCACGGGGUGAUGAAAAAAGGGCAGUCGAACACUGCCAGCAAGUGUGCCUUGCCCAUCAUCCCAGAAUACCCAGGCUUCCAGGAUGUUAAGCUAUCAAGAAGUUACGUGGGAAUUCCAGCCUUCAACCAACUUUUCCAGGAUUUGGGAAGAGGAAAGGACUCCUCAUCCCAACCGAAGGACUUUUCAAGGAGACCUUUGCUCGUCCAUUGCUCGGGGAGCUGCCGGAGGGGCUCCUUGGAAGGCCCCCUGACCACCAGCACCGGCUUCCAGGACAAACCCCUGCAGGAGUACUUCAACGAGAGGCUGAUGGAGCUGGGGAACUACGGGAGCAAGUGGUCUAAGAGGAGAACAGGAGUGUUUGCAGAGCAGACCCAGCGCAGGAGCAGCUGCAGCGCUGCGGUGGGGCCGGGGCACGGGCAGGACGAGCCCUGCGUGCCAGCACACCAGGACAGCCCCAAAGGGAGCGAGUGUUACUGCCAGGACAAAAUCCAGAACGUCCUGAAGCUCUACAAGAGCGACUGCCUGGACGUUCUGACGAUGCACAUCACUGCCCCCCUGGAGGCGUUUGUGCAAAGGAAAUGACAGCUGCAGCCCUGCAAAAACUGUUCCUGUUCAGCACCAUCAGUUCAGUUCAGAUAUGUCAGCCCCCUGACACAGAAAGGUGCUUGUCUGGGGGAGGAAAUACCCUCUUGCUUUGUGUUCUUGAUGAACAUCGCAUAGAUUUGUUUUCGACCAUUUUCUGCAAAGAAUCAGCAUAACCAGCCCAUAGGUGUGUGACUCAUGGCAGUGCUCUAAAUGCAUGCAUGUAUUAGUGAAAUGCUUAGAUGGCCUUAAAAAAGGUGAUAAAUGUCAGAGGAGUAGCUUGUUUCCUCUUGUGGAGUUUGUGUUAGUUAAUGGGAAGAAAGAAUGUUGUGUUCUGCCCAGUUACUUUGCUUGUUUUAAGCCUCUUGGUUUUAUCACUGUGACCCAACUAAUUUAUGGUCUUGCUAUGACUUAUUUAUGACAAGAUGCAAAUAGUUGAUGAGAAAUUAUUGGUUUUCACUCGUUGUAAUCUCCAGGUGGAUCACUGUAAGAGCUCGACACGUGAAGAAGCAAACACAGACAGAAGAUUUGCUUUUAAAUAUGAUCAGCUAUUAUGGUUUCAUUUGCAGACUCAAAAACCUUUGAGUUAAAAACCACCACAAGGACAAAGAGGAAAAAAAAUGCUAGAUUAGAGUUAGAAUGAUGGAAUUAAGUAUGAAAGAAGGCUCCUUCCUGCUUUCCUACUGUAAAUAUGAGAACAACAUAGCAAAUUCCUAAUGUAAUCUGAACUUUGAGUUGUUUACUGGAUUAGUAUUUAUUGUGGUCAUGUAAGUACACAAUGUCUGCUGCAGCUGAAUCUUUUCAUUAUGGGAAAUGUCAGUGUUUAAUUCCACAGCACAAUGACUGAAUACCAGACCCAAAGUGGGGCAAUGAUUUUAAGCUUCCAGAAAGAUCUACUGCUGCCUGUGGUAUCAUUGGCAAUAAAUUCAUUACA